Mizuhopecten yessoensis (Yesso scallop) is the source of this 1083-nucleotide messenger RNA. RefSeq names its product centromere protein M-like. The coding region runs from base 101 to 655 and encodes 184 amino acids. The transcript is spliced from 6 exons. The record is from RefSeq and is a predicted model, not a curated record. Lineage: Eukaryota; Metazoa; Mollusca; Bivalvia; Pectinida; Pectinidae.
AGUACUCCGAUCCAACUUCCGGUGGUACUUCCUCCCGCCAAGUUCGAAGAUGGAAAAGCGUAUCGUUUGAGUUGUAACCAUAAUAACUAGAUAAUUCAAGAUGACGGAAGUUGAAAAUGAAUCUCUGGUCCUUAAACCUUUCGACAAAUUACCGUUACUUCAUACAGCAACGAUUUUGCUGAUUGGGAGUGAGGGUGUGGGCAAACAUGACCUGGCAAAGAGUAUUGUUGGAAUAGAUACUGACGUGUCCUACCAAGUACGUACAACUGUGCGCCUACCUCUUCCAUCCAUUAAGGAGACAUCCAGACCACGCAUCGACUUUGUCUGUUUCAUUGUUGAUCUAACUAACAAGGAAAGUUUCAACAAUAUUGAAGAAUCAUUGAAAUACAUUGAUGGACGCUACUUUCUGGGGAGAGCAUGCUUUGUUGCUCUUAAAGUGAAAAACAAUGCUUCACGAUGCGUUCAUCUCGAGGUUCUUACCAGCCUCGCAGAUCACUGUGGGGUCCCCAUUCUGUACGGAGGAUUGGAGACGGAUGCAGAGAGCAUGACAUUAGCCCGUCAAAUUCUGACCAUGACGGAGAUUGCUGCAGGAUUUAAGAAAAAUGUCUCGCCAGCUCUUAUAGACGCUACAAAGAUUGCUUUCAAUCUUUUAUAAAAUAUUUCAAAAAGAGGAUUUUAAAAGGACACUUCAAUCUAACCGUACGUGAAAUGUACGCUUAAUAGUUGAUGCAGGUUCAUAAGUGUUAAAUUGAUGUGAUUGUGUGUUUCUGGAGUCUGUACUGCAAACAAUACGAAGUAGUGUGUUGACAUAAGUCAGCUACAAUUGUGUGCAAGUGAUGAAGAAUUGACAUCUUAAAAUGAGUUACAAAUAUGUGAAAAGGAUUCAAAAGAUACAUAUAUACCGUAUACAAAUGUAUAUGCAAACAUUAAAAAGACAAUAGAAAGAACAAGACAAUUCAUGUUUAUCCCUAAAAUGAUAAUAUGUUUCCUGUAUGUAAAUAUUGUAAAGUGCAAUACCAGAGUAGUUUAUUAAUGAUAUUCAUUAAUUGUACAUACAAACUGUAUUAAAUUUAAUGAAAUUGA